Messenger RNA from Ornithorhynchus anatinus (platypus), 3787 nucleotides. RefSeq names its product IST1 factor associated with ESCRT-III (gene IST1). Gene Ontology annotation, biological process: protein transport. The record is from RefSeq and is a predicted model, not a curated record. The transcript is spliced from 11 exons. Lineage: Eukaryota; Metazoa; Chordata; Mammalia; Monotremata; Ornithorhynchidae. Bases 282 to 1373 code for a protein of 363 amino acids.
UGAGGCCCGGGGACCCGCCAUUUUGGACAAGCGGUUUCGCCACCGCCCCCUCCCGCCGCCGCCGCCGCCGUCGCUUUGGGUUGAGGUGUCGUCCCGAAUGUACUUGAUCCAGUCUGAGUUCUCUCUUCAGAUGGCCUAAUCAGAGCGGCUUUCAGUGCUCUCUCAUCUUGUAGUUCAAGAAGAAGGUGCCCUAAAAAGGAAGGGGAGUUCUAAAUUAGCUAAAUUGCAUAUGUUGCCUAAGGAGGAGAGAUUAUUUUUAGCAAUCUCAGGCAUUCGCCAUCAUGCUGGGCUCCGGCUUCAAAGCUGAGCGCUUACGGGUCAACCUGCGGCUGGUUAUCAAUCGCCUUAAACUGCUGGAGAAAAAGAAAACCGAACUGGCCCAGAAAGCAAGAAAAGAGAUUGCAGAUUACCUGGCUGCGGGGAAGGACGAGCGGGCCCGGAUCCGGGUGGAACACAUCAUCCGGGAAGAUUAUCUCGUGGAGGCCAUGGAGAUUCUGGAGCUCUAUUGUGACCUGCUCUUGGCUCGAUUCGGCCUCAUUCAGUCCAUGAAGGAACUAGACUCCGGUCUGGCUGAAUCUGUGUCCACUCUGAUCUGGGCGGCUCCUCGACUCCAGUCCGAAGUGGCCGAGUUAAAAAUAGUUGCAGAUCAGCUGUGUGCCAAGUACAGCAAAGAAUACGGCAAGCUUUGCAGAACUAAUCAGAUCGGAACGGUGAAUGACAGGCUGAUGCACAAGCUGAGUGUGGAAGCUCCACCCAAAAUCUUGGUGGAGAGAUACCUGAUUGAAAUUGCCAAGAACUACAAUGUGCCAUAUGAGCCUGACUCUGUUGUCAUGGCGGAAGCUCCUGUUGGAGUUGAGGCGGAUCUUAUUGAUGUUGGAUUCACCGACGACGUGAAGAAAGGUGGCCAUGGGAGAGGAGGAGGAGGAGGUGGUGGGUUUACAGCACCGGUUGGUCCCGAUGGAACGGUGCCUAUGCCUAUGCCUAUGCCGUCGCCAAAUUCUCCCUUCUCAUAUCCACCUCCAAAGGGACCGUCGGAUUUCAAUGGAUUGCCAUUUGGGACUUAUCAGCCUUUUCCCAAUAUUCAUCCACCUCAGAUACCUGCAACUCCCCCAACGUAUGAAUCUGUCGAUGACCAUAAUCCUGAUAAGAAUAUCUCUUCCUCACAGAUUGUUGGUCCUGGGCCUAAACCCGAAGCCUCGGCCAAGCCGACCCCAAGGCCCGUGGACAACUAUGACAACUUCGUGUUACCCGAAUUGCCAUCCGUUCCGGACACGUUACCGACGACUUCUGUCGGCACCCACACCUCUGCCUCUGAAGACAUUGACUUUGAUGAUCUCUCCCGAAGAUUUGAAGAGCUGAAAAAGAAAACAUAAGACUCUCUGACUGUGUACCUCCAGGGGCCGGGAUUUGGGAUUGAGCAGCUUUUCACCUGUAAUGAAGAUUCCCGUAGAAUUCCCGUUUCCUGUAUUAACCUUCACUGAAUUUUCUUUCUCUUGAGCUCUCUUCCUGCUCCCCUUGUACCGAAUUCUGCUGCUUUCCUUCUCUCCGCCGCUCAGGAGAGAGACACUGAUGGAGGCCCUAUAAGAAACACUGUCAGGUAUGGGAAGCGCCUUGAAAUGAGCUCUGUCUGUCUUCUGUGAGUGUGAUUGCAAGUCGUAUCCAGUGUCGACUUCAACAGCGACUCCACCGGGGUAAGGAAAGGGGAAAGCUCCCUAAGGGGAGUCAGAAUGACCGCACACUGGGGAGAGUGCCUCAUAAAGCUGCUUACCCCUGUGUUCUGGGCCCCAACCCCCCAAUCUGUAUAUCAAGGAACAUUGUGAAGUAUGACACACAAGGACACGGUGGAUGCUUGCUCCCUCAGACUGGGGGUGGAGAAGAGCGGGAGAAUGAUAGAGCAAGCUGCGGAAACAAAUAGUUCUUGAAAGCUGGGUGAUUUCAUUGCGUGUACACUCCUGGCUGCAGGAUGCUAUUGCAUCUGGAUCCAGUGGCAAAGUGCGAGUGGAACGUGUGGCCUCUUCUAGGUCUGCUGGAUUCUCAGGGAGCCCUCUGUGGCCUUUUACAGCUUCAUUUUGAGUGAUUUCCUCUCACAGGAGGCCAGCACUGGACGUUCUCCCCUCUGGCCCACAGCACGUUCAGUCCAUUGCUCUUUGAAGCGUUUCCCUCUGAAGUGCAACACUAGCCGAACAACUACAGCCCCAGGACAGCUCAAGGCUGGGGUGGGAUCCCAGCCUGCCUUCGAAUUCACACUGCUGUCUACUGGUAGGCCGAAUGAGAGCCUUUUUUUGAAUUACCUAAGAUAUCAGUCUUGAUCAUUUUUCCAAAACGCACCCGCCAGUGUAGUUCUUUCUCUGGUCGACCCGGACGGACAGACGGAUAGGUCCUUGGCCACUCCUACCCUCCCCAGGUGGGAAGGCUUCUCUUUCAGCAGAAGGCCGUACCCCUCUUCGGUGUAACAUACCUGUACAUAAUUUCAGGCAGCUCUUCUGUAGCUCUUCGGUUAGUUUGUAUCAUCGGGUAGUGAUUAUUAAUAAAAGAAAAGACUCAGUGCCCUUUUCUCCCAGCUGUUUGGUUAUGACGUGGCAGAAUGAGUGCCAGGGUGGAGUUGGGAAUUCUCAGCAUCGGUUGUCUGAGGCAGAGGGGUAGGCCGCAACACCAGCCAUUCCAGUAGAAUGCGGGGCAGGGUUGGACGGAAAGGUUGGACGCAUGUCUUGGGCAUUCAACGUGAUGAGUACUGAAUUGUGAGUUUUCUUUAACCUGGGGUCUGCAGGAAUGCCAUCUCCAUGUUGUUGGAGAAGUGAUUGUACUUAGGUUUCAGCUUAACCAGCAUCUUGGAGUAGCUUUUUGGUUCUGAUUAAAGAUUAGCAUUGAUUCAUUGAAAAGCGACUUUGGAACAGGGUGGUAGUGUGUCACUUGACCGUGCAAGUAGUUGGCUCUUGGCCUCUGGCCAGUGGGUGUUAUUCUUAUGGUCGCUCUUGAAUCAGUCAUAUGUAUUGAGUGCUUAUUCAUUCAAUCGUAUUUAUUGAGGGUUUACUGCCUGCGGAGCACUUUUACUAAGCGCUUGGGAAGUACAGUUCACACUAUUGGGGGCAGAGCAUCGCACUAAGGCUUGAGAGAGAAUCCAAAUAUAGCUCUGUUCCCCUUUUUCUUCACUUUCCAUCACCCUCUCUCUGUAUAUUUAUCCAGUACCUUUGGUCAUGUGGGCCUUUGCACUGAAUCCUUCCAAUGCCAGAUCUUCCUACUAACACCAAGUUCCCCUGCGAAUCAGUAAAUCAUGCUGCAGUGUUGAGGGGGUUCUUUAUUGAAAUUUACGGAUUAGUUAGUACAUAGGUGCUUCUAACAUUCACCCACCUACCUCUGCCCCCAAACAGGACAGUAAAUAAGUACAUUAAAGUCAAAGAAAGAGGACAGGUUCAUGCUUUCUCCUGAGCAGAUUCAUCCUCAUUGAAAACUUUUGUCUCAUUUCUCGCUGGCGUCUGGAUCUUCAGCUGCCUCCGGAUUCCCAACAAACUGGAGAGCUUUUGCAGCAGCACCUCCAUCAGCCCUGCUUCCUUUAGUGCCUAGAUGUGGUGGGAAGGGAGAAUUUUAAAAUUGUUUCUAGUGUCAAAGCAGGAAGAACGAAUGCACGGUCUUUUUGUCUGAGUUGGGAUGUUUGUCUUGAAUCCUGACUUGUUCAGUAACUGAGGACCAACUGUGUGUAGAAACCAGUACAGAACGCUGACUUUAGCGUGUUCUCUGUUACUAUUACAAAUGGUGUCUAAAAUCAAUAAAUCACUUCUUAAUACUUUAA